AUGGAAGAUAUAGCAGAUACAACAUCACAACGUACCACAACAACAACAACAACAACAAGACGCCUUCGAAGUUUACAUUUACCUUCUUCUGGCUCAACAACUCAUGAAAUCAGUAGAAGAUUUACUAGUCUACGAAGACCUAAUACUACCACCAAUACAUCUCCACUCGCUACAACCCCAGUCAAUGAACCUAUCCCUUCUCCUUCUCCUGUUGUUGGGGAAGCAGCCACAAGUAGUAGUGGACAAAAGGUGCAUAUCAAGUUGGUACCUAACGUGGGUAUGACGAACCGAUGCUUUGUGUUUGAUGUGGUGGAUCGUGAACUGGAGAUGGGGUCAGGGCUCAAAUUGGGCCGAUAUUCUGACCGAACCAUUGUUUCGGACCGACUGUCUUUUAAAAGUAAAGUAGUGAGUCGAUAUCAUGCAGAGAUCUGGUUAUCAGAAGAAGACGGCAAGAUAUACAUCAAGGAUUCAGGAUCUUCUAGUGGUACAUUUGUGAAUCAUAUCCGACUGACUGCAGCCAAUACAGAGAGUGCUAGACCUCACCCGGUAGUAGACGGAGAUCUUAUUCAGUUGGGUGUUGAUUACAAAGGCGGUCUGGAACCCAUGUACCGGGCUGUUAGGAUGCGUUUGGAAGUGAACCGUCGUGAGUGGCAAGAAUCCUGUUCGAAUACCUAUAGUCUUGCCGCAUUUCAACAACUCAAGCAUCAGAUCAAUAACACUAGCACUGGCAACACUAACAACAACAAUAGCAGAGAAGAAAUCCAAGAAUGUUGUAUUUGUUUAUACUGCAUUGCACCUUUUCAAGCCUUAUUCAUUGCUCCUUGUUCUCAUAUCUAUCAUUACAGGUGCUUACGACCCUUAUUAACCCAAAAUUACCCUGGAUUCUCGUGUCCGCUAUGUAGAACUUACUCCAAUCUAGAAGCCAGUGUGGCUGUAGAGGAAAAUGAGGUCUUGCAGAUGUUAGGUCUCUCCACUACCGAGCCUUCUCCUUCUACAAAUAACAACAAUAAUAAUAAUAAUAAUACGACGUCAGAAGAAGAAGAAGAGGAGGAGGAAGACAACAGCCCAUUAAUCGCCUCACAUACAAACGGUGGUCAUCAUCGUGAAAAGACGGUGUUGGACGAAGAAGCCCUUCAACAAGAGGUGAAUGAAGCAACCGAUUUUUGA
Molecule: messenger RNA, 1167 nt
Organism: Mucor mucedo
Lineage: Eukaryota; Fungi; Mucoromycota; Mucoromycetes; Mucorales; Mucoraceae
Exons: 2
Coding region: 1-1167 (388 amino acids)
Biological process (GO): ubiquitin-dependent protein catabolic process; negative regulation of septation initiation signaling; mitotic spindle assembly checkpoint signaling
Cellular component (GO): mitotic spindle pole body; ubiquitin ligase complex; cell division site
Molecular function (GO): protein binding; ubiquitin protein ligase activity
Source: RefSeq, a predicted model, not a curated record